CGGCCCGGCCCGAACAUGCUGGACGGCCUGAAGAUGGAGGAGAACUUCCAAAGCGCCAUCGAGACUUCGGCGUCCUUUUCCUCGCUGCUGGGCAGAGCGGUGAGCCCCAAGUCUGUCUGCGAGGGCUGUCAAAGGGUCAUCUCGGACAGGUUUCUGCUGCGGCUCAACGACAGCUUCUGGCACGAGCAGUGUGUGCAGUGCGCCUCCUGCAAGGAGCCCCUGGAGACCACCUGCUUCUACCGGGACAAGAAACUCUACUGCAAGUAUGACUACGAGAAGUUGUUUGCUGUCAAAUGUGGGGGCUGCUUCGAGGCCAUUGCACCCAACGAGUUCGUCAUGCGGGCCCAGAAGAGCGUGUAUCACCUGAGCUGCUUCUGCUGCUGUGUCUGUGAGCGGCAGCUCCAAAAGGGCGACGAGUUUGUCCUGAAGGAGGGGCAGCUCCUCUGCAAAGGGGACUAUGAGAAGGAGCGGGAGCUACUGAGCUUAGUGAGCCCGGCGGCAUCAGACUCAGGCAAAAGUGAUGAUGAAGAAAGUCUUUGCAAGUCAGCCCAGGGCACAGGGAAAGGAGCUGCUGAAGAUGGCAAGGACCACAAGCGCCCCAAACGUCCGAGAACCAUACUGACAACCCAACAGAGGAGAGCGUUCAAAGCCUCGUUCGAAGUGUCCUCCAAGCCGUGCAGAAAGGUGAGGGAGACCCUGGCCGCGGAGACAGGGCUGAGCGUCCGUGUGGUCCAGGUGUGGUUCCAGAACCAGAGAGCGAAGAUGAAGAAGCUGGCCCGGCGGCAGCAGCAGCAGCAACAGGACCAGCAGAACACCCAGAGGCUGAGUUCCGCUCAAACAAAUAGCGGUGGGAAUGCUGGGAUGGAAGGGAUCAUGAACCCCUACACGGCUCUGCCUACCCCACAGCAGCUCCUGGCCAUUGAGCAGACUGUCUACAACUCAGACCCCUUCCGACAGGGUCUCACCCCGCCUCAGAUGCCAGGAGACCAUAUGCACCCAUACGGUGCUGAGCCCCUUUUUCAUGACCUGGAUAGUGACGACACCUCCCUCAGUAACCUGGGUGACUGUUUCCUGGCAACCUCAGAAGCCGGGCCCCUGCAGUCCAGAGUGGGAAACCCCAUCGACCACCUGUACUCUAUGCAGAAUUCUUACUUUACCUCUUGAGUCUUCCCCUCAAGUUCUGUGGCUGGGCCCCCACAUGGAACAACCCUGUUAUGGGAAGGGUUGGCCGGCUCUAGGAUGGGAAGGCCAGGAAAGAGGUGGGGUGGGGAGGGAGUUUUGUCGGGGAUGCUGUUAUAUGAUGAUCUGAUGUAGCUCGGCAUUUCCAAAGACUGAAUAUACAAUGAUCACGUAGCUUCAUGUUUCCAGUAAGAGUCUUAGCUUAGGUAUGAAGAUGUGUUUAUCAUUAAGGACAGGGACUUUUAAUAUAGACAUUCUCAUGCAAACUAGGUACCUAGAGACUCCUAACAACUUCCCACCAUUUUGGGGAAGCUCUUGUCAAGAGGUGUGUAUGUCUACCCAUCCAUAUACCCAUAGACAGACAGACGGACAGAUAGACAUGUGUGUGAGUAUGUAACCUUCUGUAUGUUCUCAUCAAAGUUUAUUCCUAAUUAUAACAGACACCAACUGUACAGCAAAAGUAACUAUUUUCCGUGUGAACUAUAUUUAAGGAAAUGCUUGAUGCACUUAAGUUAUAAAAUGAGAUAAUUUACUUUUAUAAACUUUAUUUUUAGUUCGAAGAGACUGGUCAGCAGGGCAGAGAGGGCCGCUCUUUAUCUGGGCCUGUACCUUUGAGUGCUCAACUUAAUUCUGUUUUCAAGAGCAUCACGGGGUCUGGAAAGCGGCUCACGUGGCUGGCCAUAUUCUCUCACGGAGUCUUGCUCUCUUUGGGGCUGAAUCACAGAGCUCGGGUGAGACAGAAAAAUCCUCCAUCAUGUUCUUAAAAAAUGUAAAGCCGAGACUCUUCUUUAGAUUUCUGUUAAAUUCUGACACAUAACGUGGGCAGCAGUAGGAAGGUCAGUUCUGCUCUUGAACUUCAGCACCUGUGGGUGUGGGAUGAGACAGACAGUAUGCACCUACCUCACUGGGGGACCCUGAGGCUUAAUUCACCCCCAGGACACAUGAGCAGGGCCGAAACCAGUGUCCCAUAUUUGUUUAAGAUGCCAGACCGGUCUCACUUGGCAAAAGAAGCUACCUGAGGCUGCCCGUACCCUGAACCCCGAGGGUAACUCUCCCUGCUGUGGUCGCUUCUGCAAAAUCUCAGCGGGAGACACCAGCUCAGGGCAGCUCAGGGGGAUGCUGGAGGCCUUCCACGGGAGGAGGCUAUUGCUGAGCAGAUGGAGGAGGGCAUCGUGGUGUCCUAGAGUGGGGGCAUUGGCAGACUGUGGCCUGCCAGCUAAGAAUGGCUUUUACGUUUUUAAAGGAUUGUUUAAAAAAGAAAGAAAAAUAUGACAGAGUGUAUGUGGCCCAGAAAGCCUGAAAUAUUCACUACCUAUGCUGUCUGACUCUUUUCAUAAAAUGUUUGCUGGCCUCUGGUCUAGAGAGUCUCUUUCUUAAACAGCCUCCUGGAACUCUUAGAGGCAGCGGGGGGUCCAGGUGGGAACCCAGGGUUCCUCCCUCUGUCUCGCCUUUCAGACUCAGCACAGAAAACCCAGUUGCCGCUGUCUACAGGGACACUUCACACCCUGAUCUCCAAGCACGGUGCUAGGGGCAGCUGCUUCUGUGCCGGGGUGCCUCCGAGGAAGCAGACGAGAAGAUGGGGAAGACGGGGGAGGGGGGGUCAGCCCGGACUCCUCUGAGAGCAGUGGUUCAGGCUUGGCCUUGCUCCUGACGGUGUCCUGGGCCUUAAGAACCUUGGAUACAGAGACUUGUCCCCUUCACUCCCUGCGAAGCCAGAAGGAACACACUCCCUUCCGGUAGAGUCUAUGUUGUGUGAUUUCUUUUGUGCUCUUGUUUAUAAUUUAUGCAAACCACCAAGAAACCCAAACCAGUCUGGCGGGCAGGAGUCCCGCCAAUGCUGUAUGACGCCGCGGCCUUCUGUAGAGACCCGUCGGAGAAUGUAGCAGAUACUAUGUGAGUGAGACAAAUAGAAAUCCGCCCUCCACUCGUCCUGGCAUACCAAGAUGAAAUUAAAAACCUCUUACAAAUGA
Messenger RNA from Suricata suricatta (meerkat), 3149 nucleotides. RefSeq names its product LIM homeobox transcription factor 1 alpha (gene LMX1A). The record is from RefSeq and is a predicted model, not a curated record. Gene Ontology annotation, molecular function: RNA polymerase II transcription regulatory region sequence-specific DNA binding; DNA-binding transcription factor activity, RNA polymerase II-specific. Lineage: Eukaryota; Metazoa; Chordata; Mammalia; Carnivora; Herpestidae. Gene Ontology annotation, biological process: regulation of transcription by RNA polymerase II; neuron differentiation. Bases 16 to 1164 code for a protein of 382 amino acids. The transcript is spliced from 8 exons. Gene Ontology annotation, cellular component: nucleus.